Molecule: messenger RNA, 1603 nt
Organism: Rhineura floridana
Lineage: Eukaryota; Metazoa; Chordata; Lepidosauria; Squamata; Rhineuridae
Gene: HMBS
Product: hydroxymethylbilane synthase
Exons: 15
Coding region: 143-1225 (360 amino acids)
Biological process (GO): heme biosynthetic process
Cellular component (GO): cytoplasm
Molecular function (GO): hydroxymethylbilane synthase activity
Source: RefSeq, a predicted model, not a curated record
AGCGAAGGAAGCGGCAGCCCUAAGUGAUCCCGGAAGGGGCCUCUUCGUCCCGGGGCGCCACUACCAGCGGCAUGAACAGGCCGCCGCCGCAACAAAACCCCCCUCCUCCUCCUGAAGUUCUGAGUAGGAAGACUCUGUUGAGAUGGCAGAGGUGGUGCUCCAGCAUAGUCAGGAUAAAAAUGGCUUCAAAAACCAGACUAUCCGUGUGGGAACCAGGAAGAGCCAGCUGGCCCGGAUCCAAACGGACAGUGUGGUGCAGAUGCUGAAGGAGCGCAAUCCACACCUCUGCUUUGAGAUUGUUGCCUUGUCAACCACAGGAGACAAGAUCCUGGACACGGCUCUGUCCAAGAUUGGUGAGAAAAGCCUCUUUACCAAGGAGCUGGAAAAUGCACUGGAAAGGAAUGAGGUUGACUUGGUGGUUCACUCCCUGAAGGACCUGCCUACAUCCCUCCCGCCUGGCUUCACCAUUGGUGCCAUUUGCAAGAGAGAAAAUCCAAACGAUGCUGUCGUCUUUCACCCCAAGCACGCUGGCAAGACCCUCCACACUCUCCCCGAGAAGAGUGUGAUCGGGACGAGCUCUCUUCGCCGGACGGCUCAGCUGAAGAGAAAGUUCCCACAGCUGCAAUUCAGGGAUAUUAGGGGCAACCUGAACACCCGCUUGAAGAAGCUGGACGAGGAGGAGGACUUCAGCGCCAUUGUCCUGGCUGCUGCUGGCCUGAGGCGGAUGGGCUGGGACAGCCGCAUUGGCCAGGUUCUCAGUCCCACAGACUGCUUAUACGCGGUUGGGCAGGGUGCCUUAGCAGUGGAGGUGAGAGCCAGAGACCAGGAGAUCCUCAAUAUGGUGUCGGUCCUGCAUGAUGGGGAGACGGUGCUCUGCUGCAUUGCAGAGAGAGCCUUCAUGAAGCACUUGGAAGGCGGCUGCAGUGUCCCCAUAGCAGUGAACACUGUCCUGAAGGACUUCCAGUUAUAUUUGACUGGAGCAGUUUACAGCCUCGAUGGGUCUGAGAGCCUGCAAGAGACCAUGCAAGCAAGUGUGAACUGUUUCCCACAGGAGAAUGAAGAUGGUCCCAGCGAUGAUAUCCAGCAUGUUGGCAUCACAGCGAAGAAUGUUCUUCCGUCUGCCCAAGUGGCUGCAGAGAAACUGGGCAUUGAGCUAGCUGAGCUCCUCCUCAGCAAAGGGGCAGAGCACAUCCUCAGUGUGGCCCGACAACUUAACAAUGCCUGACUGGUGUCAGUCUUGGGCCUCUGCUGUGUACAGCAGGGCUCCUACCUUUGUCUGUCAUGGAAGCAACAAAGUCACUUGCAUUCCAACCACUUUCCGCUCCUUGAAGAAAUCUUAAUUUAUUACAGUAGCUACUUCUGUUCAUUUGAGCUACUACAGACCGGCCUGUGCUCUAGCUUCCUGGUGGAAAGUUCGUGCUGGCAACACAGGGAUCAUCCCCUGUAAGGUGUGCAGCUUGAAUUUUGAAAAGGGAACCAUUUCAAAGAAGCUGGUGGCCUCGCUACUGCUAUAAGAAGUAACCAGGUACUGUUGCAUAGAAAUAUCUGUUCCAUAGUGUCUUUAAUUACUGCCAAAUGGAUUAAAGAGGUUACAUUAAAUGCC